GAUGAAGCUGGAAUGACGCCUUCAAACACUCAGAACGAAGACGGCUUUUCAACGUCUUGGAACUGAAGCAUCUUGCGGCCUCAGCCGUUAACAAAAGCCUAGGAGAUGUGGCUUGAUUUGAGAAGCUUGGCGAAGGGGGCUUUAAUCGAACGUUUCUGAUAACAAUGCAAGAUGGCUUUCAGCUCGUGGGGCGAAUUCCUUAUCCUGCUACUGAGCCGAAGCAUCUAGUCAUCGCUAGCGAGGUCGCAACAAUGGACCUUCUCCGUAUGCACGGCAUACCAGUACCCAAGAUCUACAGUUACUCGGCUACAUCGGAGAACCCCGCUGGCACUGAGUACAUCUUUAUAGAACUAGUACGGGGGACAAAUCUGGGCGAUAUCUGGUUCAGCCUGCCAGAGAAGGCCAGAAUCACCGUCGUCACUCGACUCGUCGAAUUGGAGUCUCGACUAUUCGCACUUCUGUUUUUAGCAAGCGGUAGUCUCUACUACACUAAGGAUUUGGACGAUGAAACCAGGAAAGCUGAAGUUUUUACUACCAGCACCUUGUGUAAUGGUAGCUUCUGUGUUGGUCCUGAUACAAGACUUAGCCUAUAUCUAGACAAAUACCUGCAGGCAGUACCUUACAUGAUACUAAACGGAGACCCCACAAUUACUUGCCCAACGCUAAGACACCCUGAUCUCCAACCUAAUAACGUGUUUGUUUUAGACGAUCUCAGCAUUACUGGUCUGAUUGACUGGCAACACUGCGCAUUACUUCCACUUUUCCUCCAAUGCGGUAUACCAAAUAGCGACAACAUCACUCUAAAAGCUGACUUGAUUGAGUUAGAACAAAACUGGUCUAACAUAACAACCUUGAACUUGAACACGAGUAACAAUGCAAAACCUGUUUGCCUGAUUAGUUUCUUAGAAGACAACGUGAAGCAUUACUUGCACCUGAAUGCUGUGCAGAUAGAGGCAGAUGAGCAACUCCAAGCUUGCAGGAAUGCUAUUGGCAUCGGCCCCGAAGGAUGGGUACCUUUGGAUCAGUACGACGAAAUAAAGCAACGUGAAAGUAAGCUCAAGGCCGACGCACUUGAGGCAGCUGAGUCUGAGCAAGAGCGUCUAAUGCUACUCGAGCAUUGGAUAUUCGAUGAUUUCGAUGAAGACGAGUACUCUUGA
Messenger RNA from Didymella exigua CBS 183.55, 1157 nucleotides. RefSeq lists its product as uncharacterized. The record is from RefSeq and is a predicted model, not a curated record. The coding region runs from base 165 to 1157 and encodes 330 amino acids. The transcript has 3 exons. Gene Ontology annotation, cellular component: mitochondrion. Lineage: Eukaryota; Fungi; Ascomycota; Dothideomycetes; Pleosporales; Didymellaceae.